This is a messenger RNA of Pungitius pungitius (ninespine stickleback), 1201 nucleotides long. Its product is annotated as arrestin domain-containing protein 3-like. Lineage: Eukaryota; Metazoa; Chordata; Actinopteri; Perciformes; Gasterosteidae. Bases 8 to 1141 code for a protein of 377 amino acids. Gene Ontology annotation, cellular component: cytoplasm; plasma membrane. The transcript is spliced from 7 exons. The record is from RefSeq and is a predicted model, not a curated record. Gene Ontology annotation, biological process: protein transport.
ACGCGACAUGUUGACCAGCGUCAAGAGCCUCAAAGUCACCUACAAGCCCGUCAACGAGAGGAACACCUUCACCAAUGGCGACUGCGUGUCGGGGGAGGUGACGCUGGAGUUGACCAAGGAGUGCGCGAUGGAAUCUCUGAUGGUUAAAUUCAAGGGGAAAGCGGAAGUGCUGUGGACCGAGAGGCACGGACAGACCACCCAUGUGUACCACUCCAAGGACAAGUACUUCAGCAUCAAACAUUACUUCUUCAGAGACCUCAAAGAUGAUAACCAAACCCUGCUGUCAAACCAGGGAGAAACAUACAGCAAUGUUGCUGCCCCAGGAUGUCAUGUUUAUCCAUUCUCCUUUCAGAUCCCUUUCCUGAAUACACCCUCCUCCUUCAAGGGCUCUGUUGGUAAGAUCGUGUACUCAUUGGAAGCCAAGCUGAGCAGAUCAAUGAGGAUUCCCACCAAAGACUCAACUACCAUCAACUUUGUCACCAAGGAAGACUUCACCAGUCACCCUGAGCUAAUGGCACCCCAGCAUGAGUCUAAGGAUAAAAAAAUGAAAAUCUUCAACUCGGGAAUGGUAGCCAUGGAUUUGGAUCUGGAAAAAACAGGAUUCUUCCAAGGAGAGGGAUUAAAAGUUCUGGUCUGCAUUCAAAACAACUCCACUCGCAAUAUCAAGCCCAAGUACUGUGUGUACAGAAAGCACAGUUUCUUUGCCCAAGGGAAAAGAAAAUGCUGCACCAAAGACCUCAUCAAAGAGGUGGGAGAGCCCAUCCCUCCAUCCGCCACGGAAAAGUUGACAAAGAUCAUCCCCAUCCCUCUUGAUUUGGAACCCUCCAUCCUCAACUGCAGCAUCAUCAAAGCAGAAUACAGACUCCGGGUCUACCUCGAUGUCAAAUAUGCCUCCGACCCAGAGAUCAAAUUUGGUAUAGUUGUCCUGCCGGCCCAGCAGGUUCCUGGUCUGCUGGGACCACAUCCAGCUGCUCCGUCUGACUUUGGUUUGGAACCAUUCGGGGGCACAAACCCAGCACCCUGGGGCUUUGUACCACCACAACCACUUGCAUAUCCUGGACCUUUGGAUCCCCCACCUCCCUAUGAAGCAUAUGGAAUGUACCCUCCUCUACCAGAGAGUCACAGAAAUAAAGAGCAGUAAUGGCACCAUGAAGAUACUUUGACUUUGAAAUGAAAUAAAGAGAUCAUAUAUAUAUGUAAA